Messenger RNA from Panicum hallii, 3514 nucleotides. RefSeq names its product probable LRR receptor-like serine/threonine-protein kinase At1g56130. The transcript has 23 exons. Gene Ontology annotation, biological process: protein phosphorylation. The record is from RefSeq and is a predicted model, not a curated record. Gene Ontology annotation, molecular function: protein binding; protein kinase activity; ATP binding. Lineage: Eukaryota; Viridiplantae; Streptophyta; Magnoliopsida; Poales; Poaceae. The coding region runs from base 8 to 3214 and encodes 1068 amino acids.
AGGAGAGAUGAGGCGUGGCUACCGCAGCAGCAGCAGCAGCGGUGUGCUGGUGUGGCUGGUGCUCGUGUGCUCAUGCUUCGAAGCACCUCGGGUUCAGGCUCAGCAGCAAGCAGCAAGAACUGAUCCAAUCGAAGCGGCGGCGCUCAACUCAAUCCUGGGGAGAUGGGGAUGGAAGGCGGCGCGGUCGCCGGCGUGGAACAUCAGCGGCGAGCCCUGCAGCGGCGCCGCCGUCGACGACGGCAUCGGGCUCGACGGCAACAGCGAGUUCAAUCCGGGCAUCAAGUGCGACUGUUCCUUCAACAGCAAUACCGUCUGCCACAUCACCAUGCUGAGGGUAUACGCAUUGAACGUUGUCGGUCAGAUGCCUUCAGAACUGCAGAACCUCACCUACCUAACUUACCUGAACCUGGAUCAAAAUUACUUGACAGGUCCAAUUCCAUCAUUCAUUGGGCAAUUUUCUGGAAUGCAACACUUGAGCCUGGGAUUCAAUCCAUUCUCUGGACCACUUCCAAACGAACUUGGGAACCUCACGAAUCUCAAUUUGCUAGGCAUCAGUUUGGACAAUUUUAGCGGUGGACUUCCUGAAGAACUGGGCAAUCUGUCCAAACUUGAGCAAUUGUACAUUGAUAGUAGUGGCUUUAGCGGUCCAUUCCCUUCAACGCUCUCAAAGCUUAAGAAGCUGAAGAUUCUGCGAGCAUCGGAUAAUGAUUUCAAAGGGAAAAUACCUGAUUAUUUUGGGAGUUUGACAAAUUUGGAAGAUCUGGUACUCCACGGAAAUUCUUUUGAGGGCCCGAUUCCAGCAAGUUUGUCUAAUCUGACCAGGUUGACAAACUUAAUUGUUGGUGAUAUUGUAAACGGAAGCUCUUCGUUGGCCUUCAUCAGUAGUCUGACAUCUUUGAGUACCCUGUUCGUGACACCUUUAACCGUAAACCUUACAGUUUUUUAUAUGUUAACAAAUUGGCUAGUUACUGAGAUUAAAUAUCUUUCUUACAGGAUAUUGAGGAACUGCAAGUUAUCUGGUAAUCUUGGAGCAGUUAAUAUUUCCAAGCUUGCAAAUUUAAUCUUGCUGGACUUGAGUUUUAAUAAUAUCACAGGUCAAGUUCCUCGAUCAAUCCUUACUCUGGACAAACUUGAAUUCCUGUUUCUUGGGAACAAUAGCCUUACAGGAAGCCUGCCUGAUGUGAAAAGUGCUUCAUUAAAAAAUUUAGAUUUUUCAUAUAACCGGCUCACUGGAAGAUUUCCUUCUUGGGCUACUGAGAGUGAUUUGCAUCUGAAUUUGGUGGCAAACAACUUCGUUCUUGAUAGCACCAACGACAGUAUUCUACCUUCAGGACUAAACUGCCUCCAGCAAGACACUCCUUGUUUCCUUGGUUCUCCACAAUAUUAUUCCUUCGCGGUAGACUGCGGCAGUAAUAGGUCUAUGACAGGACCAGAUAAUACUAUGUACGAUGUAGAUCCUACAAACCUUGGGGCUUCAUCAUAUUAUGUUACCGGUCAAACAAGAUGGGGUGUCAGCAAUGUUGGAAAAUUCAACCAGGCCCCAAAUGAAAGUAACAUAAUAUAUAGCUCCAACGAGCAGUUUCAGAACACAGCAGAUUCAGAACUGUUCCAAACAGCAAGGAUGUCAGCAUCGUCACUGAGAUACUACGGCCUUGGACUUGAGAAUGGAAAUUACACUGUUGUGCUUCAAUUUGUAGAAACUGCUUAUCCGGACACACAGACUUGGCAAAGCCUAGGAAGGAGAGUCUUUGACAUAUACGUCCAGGGUUCUCUUAGAGAAAAGAACUUCAAUAUAAGGAAGAUAGCUGGUGGAAAAUCUUUUACUGCAGUUAGCAAGAGUUACACAGCAACUGUGUCAAAAAACUUCCUUGAGAUCCAUCUCUUCUGGGCUGGCAAGGGAACUUGCUGCAUCCCUAAACAAGGUUUCUAUGGGCCGAUGAUCUCAGCAUUAAGCGUUACUCCAGAUUUUACUCCAACUGUGCCAAAUGGUGUACUGAAAAAGAAAAGCAAAGCUGGAGCAAUUACUGGAAUAGUGAUUGGUGCAUCAGUUUUAGGAUUAGCAGCCUUAUUUGGAAUAUUUGUGUUCACCAAAAGGAGAAGGCUAGCACGACAGCAACAAGAACUGUACGACCUGAUUGGACAACCUGAUGCCUUCAGUUAUGCUGAACUCAAGUUAGCUACAGAUAAUUUCAGCCCUCAGAACAUUCUUGGAGAAGGCGGAUAUGGGCCAGUCUAUAAGGGUACACUAACUGAUGGAAGAGCAAUAGCUGUGAAACAACUUUCUCAAUCAUCUCAUCAGGGGAAAAGACAGUUCGUGGCAGAGGUUGCAACCAUUUCUGCUGUCAAACACAGGAAUCUUGUCAAACUGCAUGGAUGCUGCAUUGACAGUAACACGCAUUUGUUGGUUUAUGAGUACCUUGAAAAUGGAAGCCUUGAUCGAGCUCUCUUCGGAGAUAGUGGGUUGAGGCUAGACUGGUCAACACGCUUUGAGAUCAUUUUAGGCAUCGCUAGAGGCCUAGCUUAUCUUCAUGAGGAGUCCAGCAUCCGCAUUGUGCACAGGGACAUCAAGGCCAGCAAUGUCCUACUAGACGCCGAUCUCACCCCCAAGGUCUCUGACUUUGGACUGGCCAAGCUCUACGACGAGAACAAGUCCCAUGUCAGCACAACGAGAAUCGCUGGCACAUUUGGCUACCUGGCUCCUGAGUAUGCAAUGAGAGGCCAGCUGUCUGAAAAGGCCGACGUCUUCGCAUUCGGGGUGGUCGCCCUGGAGGCUGUCUCUGGCCGAUCCAACACCAGUAACUCCCUCGAGGAAAGUAACAUCUAUCUCUUGGAGCGGGCAUGGGGCCUGUACGAAGGGCAGCAACCACUGCGAAUCCUGGACCCGAGGCUGGAGGAAUUGUUCGACGCCGGGGAAGCUCUGAGAGUCAUCCGUGUCGCGCUCAUGUGCACGCAGGGCUCGCCGCACCGGCGGCCGCCGAUGUCGAGGGUGGUGGCAAUGCUGACCGGGAAAGCCGAGGUGGCUGGGGAGGUGGCGAAGCCAAGCUACGUCGUCAUCACUGAAUCGCAGCUCAGGGGCGGGGACAGUAGCUGCAGCACGAGCAGCUACUGGGGGUGGUCGACCAGUACCCCUGAGCUCAGCAGGCAGAAGGAGGUCGACCCUCUCACCCAGUCGCCGACGAUCACCGGAGCAAGCCACAAGAUCGAGGGAAGGUGAGAACAAGAUGAUCGCUGCUGAAGGUGGUCGGCUUGAGGUGAAUGUUUCAGACGCUGUUAAAUGUGAGUUGGAGCAAACAUCUCGUUCUGAAUUGUUGUGUCCGGUGGAAAAGGUAUCACUCCUUGUAUGUUGAAUAAUUGGGUUUACAUGUUGCAAGGAAAGUGACCCUAGUUUGGAACUUUGGAUUGUAGUUUUGGUAAUUAAUGAUAACGGUCAAUGUAACUAUAGUGCUACGGUUUUGCUAAACGUAAGGUUUACUCUCAUGGUUGCAAUUUGAAGAAUGCCUACAUCGUUAGACAA